Messenger RNA from Bactrocera oleae (olive fruit fly), 15299 nucleotides. RefSeq names its product serine-rich adhesin for platelets. NCBI's taxonomy places the organism in Eukaryota, Metazoa, Arthropoda, Insecta, Diptera, Tephritidae. Gene Ontology annotation, cellular component: plasma membrane; apical junction complex. The record is from RefSeq and is a predicted model, not a curated record. Gene Ontology annotation, biological process: cell-cell junction organization.
UCGAGAGCAAACACAAUCGAACACAGCGGUUACGACAGCAAAGGUGUGCGCGGAGCCACAGGUAAAGCCAGCCAGACAACGAGACAGCAGCCAACUCUUCACUGCUGAGAGUGUUAAGGCAUACAGUGGACUCGCGGGGCGCAAAAGCCAACAAAUGGCAACGCGCCUAGACUUGUUGAAGCCGGUCUUUUCGUGCGGUCUGUAGCAGCUGAAGCAAGGUAUGUUUCGUGUUAAGAAAGUGCCGCGCCGGGAGAGUGUUUCAGCGUACGAUCGAUCUUACCAAUGCAGUGCUCAGCGGUUUGAGCGUUUACUCGGAAUUCAGUUACUUUUUAACGUUGAACUUAAGCGCAACUUGAUUUUCGGAACGCGUAGCCGCGAAUUUAAUUUUAAAUUUAGAUCUAAUAGAAUGCGCGAGCGCGGGUACGAGAGUGCAAUCCAGCGCAAAGCAAACACAUAUAUAGUGCAUAUAGUACAAAAAUCUUGAAAGAGACGUGUUUGAGGCGGAAAAAUGCUUAACAAGAUCCGUGUGCAAACGCUUAAGCAUAAAAGUAAUUGUUAUGAUGUGAGAAAUCCAAUAAGAAAAUAAAUAAUAAGUGAAAAAAUUGUGUUUCAAAGCUCAUAAGCAAAGAUAAAUAUUUUAAAAUGUAAAUAAAAACUAGAAAAAGUGCAAAAUAUAUCAAUAAGUGUCAAUAAUAUAAUUAUUUUUCAUAACAACUAAACUAAAUUUGUGCUAAGUUAAUUUUUUUAUUUACACAACACUUCCAUGUGUCAAAUUAACAUUUAUUGCUAUUAUUUCAUGUGCUAAAUCGCCUGUGUAGUCUUCCUCAACUGGCUGAGUCGCUAAAUUUGGUCAUCUGUUAUGGUAAUUGCGACUCAAAACCGCUGGCUGACAUUUGCGAAUUUGUGCAAUAAAUGAAAAACGUGCUAAUUACACGAUUCGAAGUGAGUUCAAACGCAAAUUCGUCAGCAAUGCUUUAUAUAAAUAAGUGAAAGGCCUCAAAAGGUUUGCAAAAUAACAAUUCAAAUUUCAAAAUAACAGUACUAAAUUACCCUUUUCCAUUCAUAACCCAAAUUUUUAAAAACUUCACAUAAUUUUAAAAAAUAACAGUAUUUCACUAACCGGCUCAACUAAGCAUAAGUAACUAAAUUUCAACUAUAACAAAAUCACCUGCACCGUGAAAAUCUCAAAAAAGUGAUUUCAAAACAUCACAUCAACUUCAGCAACAUUCAGCAUUGCAAUAAAACUCUAACACUUCAUAUUCCAUCAAAAAACACUUCUAUCAUUUUGGAAGCAUUUUUAUGUGGAUUUACGAAACGGAUAUCCAAAUGAGAUUUCAUUUUAGCGAUUAACGGAUAUUUUUUACGUUAUCUUCAAGCGAUAAUGUCAAAUAAAUAUCAUUUUCGCUUAUCGAAAAUUUAUUAACUUCUGUACGAAUGCUGAACUUGGUGCUGUAUGUAAAGCAAUUAGACAUACAUAUAUACAAACUCUUACUACAUAGAGAAACCGAAUAAUAAUAAACAAAAGAGAAAUAGCUAGGAUUGUUUUGCGCCGUGGAAGUAGAUCGCCGCUUGCCAUUUUAAUCGAAGCGAACGUGUUAAAGCAUCAAGACGGAAUUCAGGCAACAAAAAUUCCACGCGAAAUACAUACAAACACACAUAAACACAAACAAAAAGUAAAUUGAUUGUUAAUUGCAGUGUGUGCCGUUAGAAAGACGAAGAACGUCUGAAUUGCGAUUUUAUUGCGGAAAGUCACUGCAAGAGAAGCAAAAACGCAUUUACGCCAAGCAUUUUCGCCCAACGCUUGGAGGUUGAUUGCAUAAGCAGCGAAAUUGCAACGAUAACGGCAUGCGCUCGCUGCAGCUGACGUCAAAAGCAGAUAACAGAGACAAUAGAUUUGUGAGCUGAAAAAAAGGAUUUACAUUUAAGCUCAAGGAAUAAUUAAAGCAGCGAACCAGUGGGAGAGGAAGAUUUCCAAAUCUAAUAAAAAUUAUUUCGGUUAUAAGAAAAUCUACACACAAAAAAACAUGGAGCAUUUGGAUUUAGCUGGUGUGAUUAACACACCAGCAUUAUGGAAUAUGUCGGCAUUCGAUCAACAAGAUGCCAUAUACUUGUCCAGUUCGAGACAGAUGCUGGAGCCAAUACUCGAAGAGACGUCGGAGGAUGAGGAGCACGCGCAAAACAGCUGGAACCAGUACGAGCAGAGCAGAGAACACUUUUGGAGUUCAACGGAAUCGGAGACCGGCUCUGUCAUACGAGUCGAAGUUAACAAAGAUCCCGAUUCGAUCUCAGAGCGCGAUUUCGCCUGUCCUGCCAAACGUGCGCGACGCUGUGAUGACUUUAUAAUCGGCGGCCAGCUGAGUUUAGCUGCGCAAACAGCCAACACACAACCACAAAGCCAAGCACAGUCUGUGUCGGGCAGUUACGAUGACACUGUGCUCUUGCGUCGCACCCAACGUCCGUUUGAUAACAAUGAAGCGAACAGUAACAGCUUGGAGCGCUUUCUCGCCUAUGAAGCUUGCACACGUGACAGCUGGGGUCAGCCGAUGCAGCCGGUGGUACCGCAACGUAACAGCACCGGUAGUCGUCGUUUCGACGAAUAUUCUGAUUCGGAUAGCAUAUCGUAUCACUCGCUUAGUCGCUCCUCCUCGCUGAUACAGUUUGAGUCAUUGGAACGACAACUACAACUGCAGGAGCAGCAUGCAAGCAUGUCCAGUUUGGGCAACUCCUCGCCAUCGCUGCUCAGUUUCGAUGGCGCACGCAGCAACAGCGCCUUGAAUGUCGAAGACGGCGUGCGUAGUGGGGCCAACAGUGGCAGCAAUUCGGGCAAUAAUAGUCGACGUGGUUCGCAGAUCUCGCUGUUGAAACGUUUCGAGUCCUCCGAUGGCCGAUUACAUCAAACCUACUUCGAUUUGGAUAAGUUGAAUUUCGAUGACGAUCAGCGUGUGCUAUUCGGUGCGAGUAAGGCAAAUUUGAUGGAAGCGACGGUGGGUGAAGUAAAAUCUGACUCAGAGUCAUCUACCAGCUCGAGCAGUUCGUCAGGCAAUAGCAUUUUAACCGCAUCCAAGCCCUCGGCGGAAGAUUUGACAGAUUCGAGUAGCACGGCGGGCACGCGUAAUGGCCGCAUCAUGGCAUUCCAGCGUGCCGGUAAAAGUUCGGCGGAGAAUCUUUCGGAAGACUCGGGCUACUGUGAACCGUCGACGCUGCGACGCACCAAAUCGAAAAGUAUACCAAAGAAUUUCGAGAAAUUCUGCGAGGAAGAGGAGGAGUUCCAGCAGUACGACUACACCGUGGAAAGGCAUACCGUCGAGGCCAUUGACAGUGUGACAAAAACAGUACAUCUACAAGAGCAAACACAACAACCACAUUCCAAAAACGUCCCCAACCACAAUCACAACAUAAACACCGAUGUCGCGUCCACAAACCAUUACGUCGUAGGGCAUGAUCUAUGUCAGCCAAAAAUAAAUGACGCCACAUUCAUCGUAACAACGGACGACGAAACGUCAUUCAGUGCGUCAACCACACCACCGCCACUACCCAGAACAUCACCACAAACACCAGCGCUCAACGGUGGGGAAGGCGAACAGGACGAAUGUGAUGUGGAGCGCAAUUCAGAUACAGAAGAAGCUAUCAGCUCGCGCUAUGUAUCGCAUGUAUCGGCGUGUCCAACAUAUGAGCGUGUUAAAAAUAGCCCAACGCGAGAGGCGACCGCUGCCGCUUUGUUGCUCGAACAGCGACGCUCGUUGGCGCACUCUCCUUCGCCUGUGGCGUCUGAUGUCUCGUCGUCGUCCGCGGCGUCGGCGUCAUCAGGCAGCAGUUGCGGCACCGCGCGAUCCAACACCUCAGCAUCCACAUGCGCAUCGGCCGCUUCGUUCACAUGGCUACCAACACCGAGGCAAUUGCAACAGCAACAACAACAACUACAAUUACAAUUAGAACGAACGCAGCGUGAAUCGCCAGCAUCCGCUAAGUUAGAGCUAUUAGCGGCGCAAAAGCGUUCGACUCUCGAGAAUUUUUGUGCGAGUCUACGAAACAGUUUGCCAGAUAUACGCGACGCGUUAAGUCCUAUAACCUGCGAUACAGUUAUCGAAACAUAUUUUCCCGUUUUGUCGGAGAAACGCAACGGAAGCGACGCGAACGACGCACACGAUACCAACGGCUACAGUCUGGAGCAUGCACGGAGCGAAACGAAGACGUCAGAACAUGAACUUAUAGACAUCGAACGGUCGGACGGUGGCGCAAAUAUAGCAACAUACAAUUUAGACGAUUCGGACUUUAGUACGACAUCGACAUCGGCAUCGGGCUCAGCAUCGGCGCGUGAAAGUCACAGUGACGAAACGGACAACGAGUCCACGCCAGAGGCUAGAAAACGACAACGUGUCUACAACAACACUGGCGGCGGUAGUGGUGGAUGUAUUGGUGCAACCGAAAGUAGUGUUAUUGGUGGUUUUGGUGGUUACGUCAGUGGCGGACGGCGCAUAUCGAGUGUGCCAAGCGAACUGAAUAAAUUGGGGCGUAGAAAACGUGUUAAUACACGUUAUAGACAGAGCAAAUCAUCGCCUGAAGAGGAAGCCACAAGUGAAACUAGUCCCAGUAAUUCGAGUGUGGACGAAGCCGAAUACGAGGAUUUCUUCGACACCGCGACCUCGUACCGAAUACGGCGUACUUGCAGUUGGUCCGAACGGCGUGAACGCAAUCUACAACGUUUCGAGGCGGCGUUCGGUUAUAGAACGCAACGUGAAGGUCACCGUCAUUGGACCAGUCAAUCGCUAGGUUAUAUGAACGCUAGCUAUCAGGACCUGACGCAACUUGACUAUUCAGGUAAACAGUUGGAGGCGGAUAAACAGCGCAUUAGUGCACAGACUAAUUUGAAACGUUGCUGCGACUACUUAACAAGUGAGGGCGAAGGCGAACGCGACUUGGACAACGAAAACAUGGACACGCCCAAAAGCACGGCCAGUGCUGAUUAUGAACAUAUAAUUUGCAAAGGCAAUUUCUUGCUGGAUGAACUGUCACAAAUAUACGAUCGCAACGUUUCGAUUCUCAAUGAUAAACCGAUUGACACCGACGAGCAUUUACUCUUGCCCACACCCGAAGACAUGCUGGAACGUCCGAGCUGCAGCCCGCGUCCACCGCCUCGUCAGCGCAAACACUCCAACUCGAGUUAUUCAGAUAUGGACAAUGUUGGCGGUAGUGUGGGUUGCACCGACGAGCAAGUGGCCGUGGCGCAGCAUGUGCAAUUGACCAUACGAAUGCCGCCCGCACGUCAGAAGCACGCACGUAAAUCCGAGGCCACACACAGUUUAAUUAGCGACGCGCCAUUAUUUUCGAGUGAUACGUCAACUACAAAUACAUCAAGUGUGGCCUGCGGCAAGACCUUCGAUCAGGAUCCCACCAAUUUGCACACCAGCUAUACGCAGAGUUUGGAGAAAUGCAACUUUGAUCCGAAAGAGUUAAGCAACAGUGAGUUGAAUAAAUCGAAUUCGAUACCGAAGCGUCGCUUCCACUCGCAAGCGAAUGCGGCGAAACAGCGCAAUAUGGUAUCUAGCACGCCGAACCUAAACGCCUACGAUCCGCACGCGAACGAUGUGGAGGACGACAUGUACGUAUCGAGCGCACACACUUCAAUGCAUCAGCUGCCGCUGACCGCCACACAGAAGCCGUUGGGUAUACUGCUGCCCGCGGGCUCGCGCACCUCUUUCAGCAAGGAAGUCAGCUUCUGUCCGGUGGUCUCACAAUACUCCUGGCAAGAGCAAUCCUCUGAAGAAUAUGGUGAACAACACCAUCAGUUGGAUAGUCAGCAUACGGAGGGGGCUGAGAAGCAAGAUGAUACAGACGAUGAACUGCUGGACAAUGCAGAUGCCACGGUAAUACAAAAUACACGCGUUAAUGAAAUGAUUGCGGCGCGCUAUGCCGCAGAAUUGAAGAGCGCGCUCGCCGCAGGCAAUGCAACAAAGAGUGUCGCCCAAAUAAGAGCGGUGCCUAUUGAAAAAGUAAGAGCAAUGAUUAUUGUAAGAGAGCGAGAAGAGGCCGAAGAGCAAGAGAGAGAACGCGCGCGUUUCCAAGAGCGUCCAAUAGGCUUGGAAGAGCGUGACGCUCAAGAGCAGGUAGAGAACAGCAGUGGCGUGGAAAAAACAUCGCACAAAGCCACUGAUGAGACAAAGGGAGAAGCAUUAAAACUCGACUCAAAUGACGACGCCGCUGUUAAUAAUGCUGACUACAGUGAAACGAUGAACGCUGGAACAGCGCAAGCGAAUGUUAGUCACAAAUCGACGAUCAUUGAUGCAACAUCGAGUGUUGUGCACGCGGAACAAACGAAGGCCACAGUAAAAGCAACUAGCGAAAAUAACGUUGUUAACGACGAAAGCGACAACGACGCGCAAUCUAAUCGGAAUAGCAGUUUUAGUGGUGCAAGUGGCGGUGCGGUCAGCGUCAACGAUAACGCCAGCGAUAGUUAUAACUCGGCUGUUAGCGGUGCAGAGCAAACGCGUCCGCUCAGCAUACACCUGCCGAUACUGAGUGAGCCGCCCAUAAAUCGCGCGCAUCACAUACUCUACGCGUCGCAGCAGCUGCUCGACAAGUUCGAGCGUCGCGAAAGUGAGCAAUAUUACGGUCAAAAUAACGGGCCCAAGUGUGAAAGUGCUAUAGGGGGUGGUGUGGGCGUUGCCGAUAGGCGUGCGAAAAGUGUGGGUAAUUUGAGUGGCGCGCAAACGACACGCCACAGAAUGUCGAACGCAACGGUGGGUGUGGGUGGCCAAGGCGGCAGCGGUGCUGCGGCGGCCAACAACAACAAUGAGCUCUUAAACAAGAAAUUCAAGGAUGAAAAACAUCCAAGUUCGAAGGGUUUCCUAUCGCGUUUCGCGCAUGGCUUGCGUUUCUCACUGAGACGCAAAAACAAAAAACAAUUGCAACAACAACAACAGCAGCAGCAACAACAGCAGCAAUUGCAGGAGCAGCAAGACGGCGGCGAGCUAAACGGUGUGGACAAGUCUACAAUGCGUAAAAGUUUCGGUAAGUCAGCAACAUUGCCACAUAUAAAACAACAACAAGAAAAACAACAGCAACAAAAACAAGCGUCUGUACAACAAAUGUCGUCAACGCAAAACCACACUAAACGUGCAACCGCUCAAAGCGGCCCCGACUAUAUUUACAUACCGCUAAAAGGUCCUAUACCACCAGCAGGUACACUACCAGAACAAGAGCAGCAACAACUAACAUCACCAACAACUUCAGCGAAUGGUAGCAAUUCGGCUACUCUACCGGCCAACUUCAGCCCAGCUGAUGCAAAAAUUGACGCCAACAAUCAACAAAAGCCGGCAGCAAUAACAACAACAAACGCAAAUAAUAACAACAGCGCCACUAAUAGCAACGCGAAACCCGUCACUAUCAACUCGAACAAAGGCGGCAGUGACAAGAAUACUAUGCGCGCCAUCACAGACCGUAACGGUGAGCCGCUAGUUACCGGCAAACCGCCGAAGCCCUAUCGUUACGGCAGCAUACCGGCCACCACCUCUAGCACGACCAUAAUUACCAAGUACUUUGGCAGUGGCCGACGACAGGGCGGUGGCGGCGGUGUGCCGGCACAUGCGCACAAGGAUGGCAAUGGCAUGUCGAAUGCAGCCAACUUCAAGUCGCGUAGUCAAUUCUACACUGAUUUCCUCGAUGCCGAACGUUCGUACUACGAUGACGAUGAAAUCGAAAAACAGUUAGAUGCGGGCUUGCAAGCGAACGGUAGCGCAGUCACAGCAACGGCAACAAACGACGCGCCCGCUAAUGUGCAAAAUACGUCGGUCGUUACGGAAGUAGUGUCACAACAAACGGAAAAAAAUAAUAAUCAACGUGACGGCGAUAAUUCGAGUGAAAACGCGAGCGUCAUAACAGCAACAACAGAUCGCAAAUAUUCGGUGGAAUACGAGUCUCCCUCGGCGGCACAACAGACGGCUCAAGUUGCCUACUCCUUGCCGGGUGUUACACGCGAAACCGUUAUGUUAUUAACCGGCGCAACCGGUUCCGGCGUGUCGAAUGCCGGCGACGGUAACGGACGCAUUGGCGCGCCCACCUACACAACCAUGUCGAACGCGUAUUUGCAACAUACCAAUAACAAUAACAAAAUCGGUUUAAUCGAAACAAAUUUGGACACACACGAAACGGUCAUAUCGGGUAAGACGCGUUCGCUGGUGGACAUUGUCGGUCCACAGCAGCAUCAACAGCAGUACGUUGUUGUUGGUGGCGCCGGCGGUGGCGGUGUUGCGAAACGUUUGAACAUGAGCGCGGCUUGCGGCGGCAAUAUAGAUUUGGAAGAGGAUGAUGACGAUGUGCGCGUUUACGGUCGCGAUGUUGGUGGCAGGGGCGGUGGCGCUGUUGUCAUCAAAUCAACAACAGCUAAUGGCAGUCAGAUAGCGUCAGUGCGUCGUCCGCACAAAAGUAUGGAAUUCCUGUUGGAUAAGGAGAAUCAGAAAAAUGUUUUGCCACCCGAAAAUGAGCUGCAGAAAUCGCACGAUCACAAUCCGGCCGCCUUGAGCGAACACCAGUUGCGCGUGCAGGCUUCACUGCAGCGCCUCAACAUACCAGACUGGUUCCGACAAUACAAUCAGAAUACAUCACGCUCGCCGGAGGGUAAUACGACCGCCUACAAACCGGGCAAUUUCACACGCAAACGCACCACAGAAUCCGGCCGUUGGGCGGGACUCAACUCGAAGACCACAUCGCUCAGUUCGUUGGGCUCACAAAGGUCCGAUCGCAGCCCACUACUGCUCAGCCCCUCGGCGCAUAGUCAUCACGGCGGACAGGCGGCGCAACAGCAUGGAACCGCCGGCACUAGUGUUUAUGCCACAACAGCUGGCGGCGGUGGUGCAGGCGCAUUCUCGCGCUGGUCUACAUCGCAUUUGAAUUCGUCACAAACAUCACCGAGCGUAUCGCAACGUGGCUCCUUCACACGUGGCGGUCCCAUCAACUCCAGUUUCAUAUCGGUGGCUAGCGGACAAAGUAGUGUGAUAAGAAGUUCCUACCGGCAGCCAUAUUUGGGUUGGCGCAGUCAGGAGAAGCUGUCACAGCGCACCCCACAUGAACGCUUGGCCUCGUCGUUACUCGCGCAACAACAACGCACAUCGCCCACACAAAGAAGCGCCGGCGUCACCGCGAACGGUGAUAAUGGCAAACUGCUACCGGUCACACCGGAAAUACAGAGUUCCAUCAAGGAGGUCACUUCGGCGAUUGUGCACUAUGUGAAUGAUCAGACGCAGCAGCAACAGCAGCAACAACAACAGCGCAGCAGAUCGGCGAGUCCCAAUUCGAGAAAAUGUUGGCUUGAAUCCUCAUUUGUUGGCAUACGACCACUGGACUCACCGCAAACACCGGUCAUCGAGACAACAGCAACCACAUUUAGUAGCGCUACGAAUACUAACAACAAUACAGCAACUAACAACAGCAUCAGCAGUCAAUAUAAUAAUUAUAAUUACAAUACAAGUAAUUCAUCAUCAAAUACAUUAACGGCAAUAACAACACCAAAUAGUGUUGGUGGCAUCGGCAUCACCACAGCGAUAACAACAAAUCCACAUGUGUUACGCAUGAACGGUCUGAGUAUCGUUGGCGGUGCGCCAGAACGCUCGUUGAGCACCGCAUCGCUAGAAGAUGUCUUAGCUUCACUUUUAGGACUGCCAUCGUCGUCAGCGUCGUCCAGUGGUGGAGUGCAGGGCGUGAACGUGGGCGCUGGUGCGGGUGCAGGUAUUGGCGCUAGCGUCGGCGUCGGCGUCAACGUCAACGCGGGGCCAUCCGCCACAAGUGAUCCAUACGCUAGGUCCACGACGACAGGCGAUUCAGCUAGUCAGUCCCUGGUAACAUUCCGUCAUAUGCCGCAGCAGCAACAACCACCACAAAUUCCCCAAUCCCAGACGCAACUACAACAAUCCCAACAACAACUACUGCUAGUACAACUACAGGCCGAACAGCAACGCCUGCGUCGACGCAGUGAGGGCGAUGCACCGCAACAACAAAAACAACAACAGCUGCAGCAGCAACAACAACAACAACAAAAUGCCAAAACCAAUUCAUCAGCCAGCAACAGCAUCGGUGCAACGACGCACACCAACAUCGUCGGGCACUUCCAAGACGCCAGCGUCAAUAACCACAACCACUCGUCCGUCGUCGGCGGCAGUGGCGUUGCAAGCAGCGGUGUCAUCGGCGCCGGGAACGCCACACUGUCGACGCGCCGUGUCUCGCUCGGCGACAGUUCCGAGUCCAAUAAUAAGACCACAUCCGAGCUGCAGAUCAAGUGUCGCAACACCAAGUGCGAUCGUAGCGCCACACCCGCAGACGCCAAAAAGUAUUACAAGUCAUGCCACAAUUGUACCCAUCUAUAUUGUUCGCGUGAAUGUCGGCGCGCCCACUGGGAGAAGCACCGCAAAGCAUGUCUACACUCACGCGCGUCGAAUUUGUGCCGCCAAGUGUUAGCCACUUGUAAGGAUGAUGUCGAUUCACAACGCCAUCUCAGUUUGUUGGCACGCAAGGGCUUCCUGUCGCAGGGGCGCGGCGUUGUGCGGGUGCUCUUCCGUUCCGCCGAGGCGGCUGAGAGUUUCAUCAAGCACGGCUUUCAGUGUAUGGGCGAGGCGUCCUAUGUGCGUUGGCCCGAUCUGAUGCCCGCCGAAAUGGGUCUCGAGCUGUACUCGGAAUUGCUUAAGCUCAGCACCGAAUACAAGCCGGACUCCAAGAUGCUCAUCUACGUGGCCAUAUGUGUGGUCAGCGAAGCGCCGGGCAUGGGACAGGCGCCAGUACGCUGGGAACGCCAGCUGGUCUCGCGUUGUGCCAAACUGAAACUCUGUAAGAGCAUCCUAGCCGAAUUGGAGCAACAACAACAGGCGCUACAAUUACAACAGCAAAUGCAGCCACCGUUGACAGUGGUUGCAGUGCCAGAACCCACCACCGAGAUACUCAUACUCACAUUCAAUCCCAGUUUACGCUCGAAUAACGGUCAAGGUGAACUCAUACUCUCAAAUAUAUUGGAUAUAUUGUCACGGCGUGGUGUGCUCUUACGCAAACAUUAUCCCGAAAUUUAUCAACGUCUACAAACUUUCACCGAUGGACAAACGGAUAAAUUCAAUCCGGUAACAUUGCAUCCGCGCGACUCACAAACCGGCAAAAGUUUCGUCUGCAUCAUUAUGCCAGUACAUACGUCCGACAGUGAUGUCAUCAAGCUGCCGUCGGCAUCGGAUGGCGGCAAUCGUGUGACCACCAUCGAUGUGGGCUCACCGGCUGCAUUGGCACAACUAGAUGAUGACGAGCUGCUCACACGUUCUACAAGUUGAUUUUUAAAAAGCAACGGUCGUAUUGGUACCAAGAGACGCUCAUCGUCGACGGGCUCGACCGGUUCGACGGCGUCGGAUCUCUUAUUGAUGUCUGCAACCGCAGAUGGUGCGGCCGCCUCUUUGACGCUGGAAAGUACACGCAUGUAGAGAGUGUGACGUUUGCUUCAAGGUCGUAUCGGAUAUAGGAACGCAGCUUAUAUAGUUUUAAGACAGUUAUAUUAAUAGCUAUACAUACUGAUAUACAUAAACAUGCAUAUAGUCUUAUAAUCAAUCUCUCUUAUAGCCUGAUUAACGAACAAAAGAAGCUUCCACUCUUAGCCACAUUUAAAGGAACGCAUACCGAACUCGUAUUUAGACGCCGCACACCGCAUACAACAUAACUAUGAACUUUAUACAUACAAAGUCUCUUUACAAGUAAUCAGGAAAUCUUCCACAUUUCACUCAUAUCAUGCUAAUUUUCGGAAAUCGACUAAUAUUUAUGCAUAAACAUACAUACAAGUACAAUACCACUUCUUCAUAUUCGUAUUUAGCUAGAUAAUAUUUAUUUUAUGUGCUUUCUUAGUGUUAAAAAUCUGUAAAAUUAAGUCAAGAAGUCAUGGGUGAUUAUGAGAUAAUACACAAAUUUGAUUCAUUAGCAAGCAAAAACCAAUAAUGUAGAAUUAAGUGGAAGGGAAAUGGAAAGAAGCGUUACAAAAAUAUAAUCAAAUAACUGUUACACAUUUUUUAAGCUGGACUGAUGUAUUAAAUAUCUCCGUUUGCUCCAAAAAUUUUGAAAGUGUACACGGAUUUUCAAAAUUCUCCAAGUUUCAAAGGAAAAAGAGGCACUGCGUUAAAAAGAUUAGGUCUCGGAUUAUGCGCUUAAGAACCUUACAUAUGAGCAUUCGUCUAUGGAUACUAGAACUUACAGACCCUAUCGAUAUCACUUACUGAUAUUUCACUGAAAAACUUCGAUUCCCAGCAUUAAGUGGUCUUACGUCUAGCCUUACAUCCUAAAAAUAGAAACCAAUCGGAUACGAGAUGGUUUAACAACCCAUUUGCUCUUGCUUCGUGGCCGUUAAACCAAACCAUAACACAACCGCACAUACAACCUAUAACCUGAAUUCAUAGUACCUUCAAAAAAUCAAGUUUAAGGUCUGGGAUUGUAAAAACAAGCAUUCCCAUUGUGAUGUUUCAGAAACUCUGAGCAAAAUUUUUAAAAUGAAUUGUCAGAACACCGCUAUAGUUUCCAGUCGGAUUAACAGAGGGUUGUAUUUCCUCAAAUACCAAAGGAAAGAUGUUUAAGCCGAGUUAAGAGUUUCUUCUUCUUUUUUAGUCACUCGUAGUGUUAAGUGCUGACACCAAAAUGCUCAAUAAACUCAAGUUUGUGGUGCGAUGUGAACAUGCUAUGCAAGACGUAGAAUUCUAUGAAUUAAUUUUUUAAAUUUCAAAAUCUUAGUUUUCGAAAAACAUAGUAUUUUAUGAAUUCCUCCUUUAAAUACCAAAAAUCCCAGUUUACGAACACGAGAGAGUUCCUCCACUAAGACAAAAUUUAAUAAGGACUUGAUAUUUUUGGCGAUUAUAUACAUAUUGUAUAAUCGCCAUUAAAGUAUUUUAUUAAUACAUUUUUAAGGUUCAAUAGAUUACUUUUAUUUUAACUUACUGAAAUAUAUUGGGUAGUUUAUAAAAUUGAACCGAUUUAACGAUUACGAUUACAUAAAAGGCCGCUGUAUUAUUCGACUACAUUUGAAAGCUUUCACCUUAUAACAUUUUUCAAGUACAUGGAUAAUCCUAAUCCUACCCUUAGCAUAAACCCCGGAUCAAAUAAUAAUUUCUUCAAAAAAUAUAGUUCUUAAUGAGAAACCAAGCUAUACCAUGGCGACCUAAUUGAUUUAUUAUAAGACCACUUAAUAUAAGAUGGGAAGAAGGAAGAGUGAAGAGUGAAGGUGUAACAAGGAGUGUCAUAAUGACCCUAGAAACUUGCACUAAAUAGACACUACGUUCUAUAUGAAGAUCAUAUAGAAAUGAGAUUUUUCAGAUAUAGAAAUAAUUUUUUUUUUCAGAAAUAGAAAUCAGAUUUCUCAGAGAUAGCAAUCGGUUAUAUGCAAAUACUUUUUAUCGCGUAAGUUUUUUUUGUUAACAUGUGAGAUCUUCUAAAUAAUCAAGUGUAUGCGAAAUGUUUUACACAAAAGGGCAAACACUUAAGAGGUUAUAUCCACUUGAAAGUGUGAAAAAACCAAUUUUUUGUGAUUUUUUGAAUUUAAAAUAAUUUAAUAAAACGCGAUUCAUUUUGAAAAAUUCUGCAUUAACUUGAUCUCGUAGUCGAUCUUUUGGAAGGCGUUCGAAAAAGUUGUCUGGAGAUGAGGAAGAUUUUUCUGCUUAAAAUUACCCAAAAAACCAUAAAAAUGUAUUAUUAUUACAGCUGAAUACAAGUUAUGAACGAAAAACUAGUCAAAAGUUUUUUUUUUUUUUAAAUGGCUUGGAAAUCGAAAUUAUUAUCAAGAAAUAUACAUAUUUUUUCGAUCAUUACUUGACAAAAACCAUAUAUCUAAAAAGAUCGAGUAAAAUGCUCAAGUAUUUCUAGCUGUUUCGAAAAAAAUUUUCUCCCCGAAACGAGUAUAAAGUUUUUGAGGCCGAUUACACUGAGUUAAAAAAUUCUUACGCAUUCACUCAUAUCGCCGAAAGUCUAUAUACUUGUAAUAUCUAAGUAUUUGCCAGAUCAACUUCAAAUUGUCGGAGAGUUUUCUCAAAUAUAUGUAUGUGCUUUCGAUAUAUAUGAAAAAAUCGAUUAUUUGAAAUUCACAAGUGGAUAUAAACUCUUAAACAAGGAACAUCAUAUGGAUUUGGGCGAUUAUGGAUGCCAAAAUCAUAAAAAUAUUGAAACCAGGCGCUUCAAAAUAGUCAAAAAAUUGGAUUAAAGAAUAAAUAAUAAAAUUCGGAACAAACAUUACAGUAACAAAUUAAGAAACAAAGAUUACAAAAAAAAAAAAAUUAAAAGCAUUCAGGGGUUCGCAAACAAUAAAUUAUAAAAAAGUUCUUGAGCGUUAAAAACAUAUGUAUGUAUAUCCUGCAGCUUCCACUGAAUACGAAGUAAUGGAAAACUACCCAAAGGAUAUAGAUAACUGAGCUAGGUUGAAAAAUAGCUGAAAUUGUAAUUUAAAAAAAUUGUCAAAUCAAAACUUGAGUACUUGAAAAAAUAAAGAAAUUAAGAACGCAUUAGUGGAGACAGCAUAAGAAACGCCUUGAUGCCGCCAACAAGCGAUGAAGUCGACUAUUUAGAUGCGGUAGGAUUUCAUUAAAUGCAUUGUGUAAAAUAAGAAUAAACCGUUAAAAAGAGAGACUUAGCGAGUAAUUAAAAUAAAUUCUAACAUUUCGACGCUUAAGCAGCCGAAACUGCAGCGACCAUUGGAGGCAUAUUUCUAUGUUGCGUUGCAAUUAAAACGCCUUGCUUUAACUAAACUCAUACUCAUGCUUACCCAUUACGCCUAACUAAUGACUAAGCUGACAUUUAAACUAGUAAUUAAUUAAACGAGAAUUAACAAAAACACAAAAAACAAGUGAAAAUAAUAACAUUUAAAGUGACAUUUAGAUAUUUACGUAAUUUUAAGCAGCUAAUGGCCUUAUAUCGUGAAUUCGUUUCAGUCACACACACACACGCACUCACUAACACACACAUAUACAUGCAUAUAUACAUAUAUACAUACAUACAUUGACAUUGAACAAAAUGAAACUGUAACAAAAUUUAUUCCUAAUUAGUAAAAUUUUUUAAAAUUAUUAAAUUUAUUUACUUAAGUACAUUUUAAGCAAACAACAAAAACAAAAAUAAGAAAACAAGAACUUUUAAAGUUUAUUAAGCGUAACUAUUGUCUUUAGCACUAAUUUUGUUUUUGUGUUGUAGCUAAUAAAUAAGUGUGCUGGUUAAAUACAUAAAUAUUUUCCAAUAACAAAAAUUAAUAUUUAUUGAUGACAUUAUUAUAAUUAUAAACUAAAUUUGUAAGUAAAUUAUUUAAUAAAUUAUGCCAAAAA